Molecule: messenger RNA, 1904 nt
Organism: Hordeum vulgare subsp. vulgare (domesticated barley)
Lineage: Eukaryota; Viridiplantae; Streptophyta; Magnoliopsida; Poales; Poaceae
Product: serine carboxypeptidase-like
Exons: 9
Coding region: 113-1678 (521 amino acids)
Biological process (GO): proteolysis
Cellular component (GO): vacuole
Molecular function (GO): serine-type carboxypeptidase activity
Source: RefSeq, a predicted model, not a curated record
GUGGGCCCACCAUCAUCAUCGUCGCCGCAGAAACCGGCCAAAAAGAUCUACUCCUAGCAGUAUCACUCCCACAACUCCGUCAGUUCAGGUCACCGCACCACCACCAGUCGCCAUGGGACCCACUGGUCAGCCUCGAGCCCUCUUGCUUCUGCUCCUCGCCGCCGCUGCCGCCGCCGCCGCCGCGCCGGAGCACGAGGCCUUCCUCCGCCUCCCCUCCUCGGCGCGUUCCCUCGCCCCGAAGACCCCCCGCUCCGCCGGCGCCGACCUCAUCCGCGCUCUCAACCUCCACCCCCGCGACGCCUUCCCCCGCCGCCCCGGCGGCGUCGGCAGCGGCGACGCUCUCCCGGCGGGAACCAUCGUCGAGAGGCCGAUCCGCCUCGCGUCCCUGGUCGCCGGAGACGACGGCGGCGGCAACACGUCGGUGAGCAACCUCGGGCACCACGCCGGGUACUACCGCCUCCCCACCACCCACGACGCCAGGCUCUUCUACUUCUUCUUCGAAUCCAGGCGGCACAAGAAGGAGGACCCCGUGGUGAUCUGGCUGACGGGUGGGCCCGGCUGCAGCAGCGAGCUUGCCCUCUUCUACGAGAAUGGCCCCUUCCACAUCGCGGACAACAUGUCGCUGCUCUGGAAUGAGUUUGGCUGGGAUCAGGAGUCGAAUCUUAUCUAUGUUGAUCAGCCAACUGGGACUGGGUUCAGCUACAGCUCUGAUUCGCACGAUACCCGCCAUAAUGAAGCGGGCGUCAGCAACGACCUAUAUGACUUCCUGCAGGCCUUCUUCAAGGAGCACCCGGAGUAUGUUGAAAACGAUUUCUAUAUAACUGGGGAGUCAUAUGCUGGGCACUACAUUCCUGCCUUUGCAACUAGGGUGUACAAGGGGAACAAGAACAAUGAGGGCAUUCACAUCAAUUUGAAGGGUUUUGCGAUUGGUAAUGGACUUACAGAUCCAGCGAUACAGUAUAAGGCAUACACCGAUUAUGCAUUGGAUAUGGGUUUAAUCACACAGUCAGAAUUUAACAAGAUCAAUAAAGUUGUUCCUGUUUGUGAAUUUGCUGUCAAGCUUUGUGGUACCUCUGGCACUGUAUCUUGCCUUGCUGCCUAUUUUGUAUGCAAUACAAUAUUCAGUUCCAUCAGGUUGAUAAUCGGGAACAAAAAUUAUUAUGACAUCAGGAAGCCAUGUGUGGGGAGCCUAUGCUAUGAUUUUUCUAAUUUGGAGAAGUUUCUCAAUUUGAAAUCUGUCAGACAGAGCCUAGGCGUUGGAGACAUAGAGUUCGUCUCCUGCAGCCCAACUGUCUAUCAGGCUAUGCUCUUAGAUUGGAUGAGGAACCUUGAAGUUGGGAUCCCUGAACUCCUUGAGAACGACAUCAAAGUGCUGAUUUAUGCUGGAGAGUAUGAUCUCAUAUGCAACUGGCUAGGGAACUCAAGAUGGGUAGACUCUAUGGAAUGGUCUGGAAAGAAAGCUUUCGUGUCCUCAACUGAGAAACCCUUCACAGUUGAUGGAAAAGAAGCCGGCGUUCUGAAAAGCCACGGCCCUUUGAGUUUCUUGAAGGUCCACGACUCCGGUCACAUGGUUCCCAUGGAUCAACCAAAGGCCGCGUUGGAGAUGCUCAAGAGGUGGAUUUCAGGAAACCUUUCAGACGCCUCCUCGAGCUCUCAGAGGCUCGACUUUGCCAUAUAAUCCAUCCUUGCGCUGGCUACCAGUGUAAUGUAUCUGGUGUGCGCUCACAUGCCUUGGGAUGAUCUUAGGUGAUGGGAAGCUCGUCGGCGACCGUACAUAUGCUAUUUCUCUUGUACGGUGCUCGAGGUUGGAGUGUGUAAUAAAAGGCUUUCAGAGGAUUGCUGGGACAAUACGAAUGUAUCACGAAGAUUAUCCCCUUUGAUUCAUAUGUGGACUACGUUAUGCA